This is a messenger RNA of Aspergillus ochraceoroseus IBT 24754, 2217 nucleotides long. Its product is annotated as putative C6 transcription factor. The transcript is spliced from 8 exons. The record is from RefSeq and is a predicted model, not a curated record. Gene Ontology annotation, molecular function: sequence-specific DNA binding; DNA-binding transcription factor activity, RNA polymerase II-specific; zinc ion binding. Lineage: Eukaryota; Fungi; Ascomycota; Eurotiomycetes; Eurotiales; Aspergillaceae. Gene Ontology annotation, biological process: positive regulation of transcription by RNA polymerase II; DNA-templated transcription. The coding region runs from base 1 to 2217 and encodes 738 amino acids.
AUGAAUGUUUCUGAGUCUUCCGCACCUCAGACAAGGGCUUCUUCUCCGUCUCGAGAUUAUAAUCCCCGAAAGCGUGGUAGGACGGCUUGUACCCGAUGCAAGACCCGGAAGCAGAAGUGUGAUAAUGAUUACCCCGUUUGCUCCAACUGUCUCAAAGCCGGCGCUGAGUGCGACAAGGCAUCCGUAAGACAGGAGAAUGGAUCUCCAAAUGAAUACACUCGCGCUCUGGAAGAGCGCAUCGCAUAUCUUGAGUCACAACUGCAAUCGAGAGCGAUGAGACCUGGUCAAAGUAAUGGCCAAGCUUCGCACCCUGUGACAGCCAUCUUGUCUCCUCAAAACCAAGAGAUAGGACAAAAGGGCUCUGCUGCAGGCAACAGCAGGUUCCUUGCUAUCAACUCAACUGAAGCACCGGCAUAUGUCGGGUCGAGUUCGGGGCUCUCACUGGCCGCCAACCUUGGGGAGAUGGUUCAAGCAACGGUAUGGAAUCAGGUCCUAUCUCCGUCACGCAACCAGUCUACUCUCUCUGGUGGCGGAAGAGGGAACCUUACGACAUCCUGGGGACCCGGGGCAACUGGUCUCCCUCCACAGCCACUACCGUCAGAUAAAGCUCCUGGGAACCGACGACGCACGGAACCCCCGAACGACGAACUGGGGGCGCGUAUUCUGCACGUUUAUUUGACACGGCUCCAUGUCCGCUAUCCGUUCCUCGACCGCAAAGAGCUCUGGCGUUUGCAUGAAGGCCGGUGGCGACUAGCCAAAACGAAACGGGAGGAACUCACGCCGGUUGAGAGGUUUGGUAUUUUCAAGUUAUAUCUGGCGUAUGCAAUUGGCGCGACAACAAUGCAGUUGAGCGAGAAGUACAACUACAGAUUCUACAUCACAGCUCUCCAACAGGUGCCAGGGAUGUGUGAAACACGAUCUGUAGAAAACGUUGAAGCCAUGACGCUUCUGGUUAUAUACCAUCUCCGUUCUGCAUCCAGUCAGGGUGUUUGGUACAUGAUAGGACUCGCGAUACGCACAGCAAUCGAUCUCGGACUCCACCGCAAAGCCAAUGAGAACAACCUGGAUCCAAUCACCGCGCAAAUGCGCCUAUACUACCUUGAGCGGGUUGUGUCUAUGUCCCUCGGACGACCAUUCAGCAUCUCCGACAGGGACAUUGACCUUCCUCUCCCCAUCGAUGUCGACGACGAUGUCCGCGACCCCGGUCUCCUCCCACCCGAUUCUUCCUCCCCCAAUAAUAAGCGCAUUACUACCCUCACGUUCUCCAUUCAGCUAAGCAAACUUCGCCGCAUCGACUCCCACAUCCAACACAAGAUAUACCGUGCAGACCGUCCGCUACACUCCCUCCGCUCCAAAAUGGACCAGUGGAAAGCCGCCGCUCUCGAACGCUUCUCGGGCUCCGACCUCGACUACCCAAUCCUCCACUACAACCGCGCCGUCCGCCUCCUCAUCCAGCCUUUCCUCCCCUCGCUCCCCCUCACAGACCCUUACUAUCACAUCUGCCUGCGCGCCGCUGGCGAUGUCUGCCAGGCGCAUAAACGCCUCCACCAAACCCUGGAAUACGGACACUCGUUUCUAACCGUGCAAACGGUCUUCAUGGCGGGUAUCACGCUUCUCUACGCGCUCUGGACACAUACAGACCGCGUGUGGUCGGUGCAGAUGAGCAACGACAUCCGCGCUUGCUCCACGGUGCUUUUCGUCAUGGGGGAGCGCGCGGCGUGGGUGAAGAAAUACAGAGACGCCUUUGAGCAUCUUGUGAACGCUGCAAUGGAAAAACUGGAGGGUAGCGAGGCGGCAAAGACCGCUGGAAUGGCCGAGCUCAUGGCCGCACAACAACAUUCUAACGCGGGCUUUGCUGUCGGCACUGGUCCGGGGCCCCGUGGUCCUCCUCUUGCACCUGAAUACCCUAACACCAACACUAAUCCCAAUCCCAGUGCAGAUCCUCAUGCUACUACCACUACCACCACCGGAGUCACUGGUACCCCCGACUUAACCCAGGGCUUCGGACGAGCGGCCAGUGCGGGGACGGCGACGGGAACAGGAAUUGACCCGACGAGCCAGGACCACGGCGUGCGGAUGGCGCUGCAGCUAGCUCCGUGGAUCGAUCUCGAGGACGGGCCAUUCUGGAUGCCGGAUUUCGAAACGCUCGAGGGGUUCUCGGGGAACUUGUGGAGUGGGGAGGGAGUGGGGGACCCGGGGCCGUUUGAUUCUUUGUAA